GAAUAAAGUCGCUACCCCUUGCAAUGGAGAGAAAUGAGGCCCAUCUCUUCAAUUUCCUUUUGAGACUAGGAUGUAAACGAAUCUAUUUUCUUAAUCUGUCACACAGCUCAACUGUUCAAGUCAAAAUGGUUGUCUACCAGAACAAUAAAGAACGAGUGUUUCUGAGUGCAGUGAAAGCUUUCCUUGUCAAGGAAUUGUGUUGCAAGAUAUCCGCACUACAAGAGAAACAGGUGGAGCAGCCAAAGCUUGAUGAAGCAAUGUCAUUCGCCACAAUGCCCUUUCGGAGGAGCACGCGGAGUGGGGUUUAGAAAAGGUAAGUGAGACAUAACUUUAUCCUCAUUUAGGAGAUAAUGAUUUUGUCACUUGAAUCCAUGGCGUAA
Messenger RNA from Ilex paraguariensis (yerba mate), 380 nucleotides. Lineage: Eukaryota; Viridiplantae; Streptophyta; Magnoliopsida; Aquifoliales; Aquifoliaceae. The record is from the annotation of a GenBank genome assembly.